AUGACAUCGACUCAACCUUCUCCGCUGGUAUUGGGCGGUGCAGGUUUCAGUUACCAGCUUAACCCAAACCCCGAAUCCCUUCCAAUUGUCGACAUUCUUCUACGCGCUUUCGAUCUUGGCCUGCACACUAUUGACACUUCUCCGUACUAUGAGCCGUCAGAACAGCUCAUAGGAGCAGCCCUUUCUGACUCUCGCAUUACUUCCAAAUACCAGCGAGCCGAUUAUGAGAUCAUGACUAAAGUUGGCCGCAUCAAGGAAAACGAGUUCAACUACUCGCCAGAUUGGAUCCGCAAGUCCGUUGCACGAUCGUUGGAGCGCUUCAAGACGACGUAUUUGGAUGUUGUCUUUUGUCACGAUGUCGAAUAUGUUUCGAAAGACGAGGUAGUGACUGCUGUUGGUGUGCUCCUAGAGUUUCAGCGCGCAGGUGUUGUUUUGCGUGUCGGCAUUUCAGGCUAUGACAUCGAUGUCCUAGCCGAAGUUGCCACGCUCGCUCAACAGCGUUACGGGCGACCUGUGGAUGUUAUUCAGACAUGGGCUCAGCUCACCCUUCAAAAUACACAAGCAGAAACCCGAGGUUUCGCUCGGUUCCGCGCCGCUGGUGUAAAGUCGGUCUUUUGCUCAAGCCCUUUGGCAGUUGGGCUCCUCAGGACUGGCGGCAUUCCUGUAGGCUUAACCGGCGAUUGGCACCCUGCGCCUCAAGGCUUGAGGGCUGCGGCGGCUGAAGCAGCGCAGUGGGUAGAUGAGCAUGGGAAUGGGGAGACUCUUGCAUUCCUCGCGAUGCAAUUUGCUAUUCUGAAGGCCACUCAGAAUUCUACUGCUUCAUUUGAGGUAUCUACGAUAACGGGAAUCAGCACUUUGUCUGAGUUGGAACAGAAUGUAGCGGCUGCUAAGGCAAUUCUCAAAUCGGCAAAUGCAUCUGAGAGUUUGCAGGACUAUACUGAGUUGGAUUCGCAAGCAGUGAAGAGUCGGUCGGCACUUUAUGAGCGUGUUCAAGCAAUUAUUGGCACUUGGAUAGACUAUGACUUCACAGCGAAAAAAGUAAAGGAAUAA
Molecule: messenger RNA, 1050 nt
Organism: Fusarium sp. VM40
Lineage: Eukaryota; Fungi; Ascomycota; Sordariomycetes; Hypocreales; Nectriaceae
Source: the annotation of a GenBank genome assembly